Penicillium taxi is the source of this 384-nucleotide messenger RNA. RefSeq lists its product as uncharacterized. Lineage: Eukaryota; Fungi; Ascomycota; Eurotiomycetes; Eurotiales; Aspergillaceae. The transcript has a single exon. The record is from RefSeq and is a predicted model, not a curated record. The coding region runs from base 1 to 384 and encodes 127 amino acids.
AUGGUGCGCUGGGGCUGGCGCCGCUCUCGCGAGGUCUUCCCAGCUGCCUGUGCUCAUCCGAGUUGGCAGAUGCCGUUCGGCCACUGCUCUCACUGCAGUGAGGUCUUUUCGCAUCUCCAGCGUUUCCUAGCGGAGCUGAGAAAACUCUGCACGCCAGUCAGCACCUAUGGGGUUCUUAAGGAGGUCCCCAGUAAGUUCCUCGAUCGAUUUGAGGUGCAACAAGACCUGGGUGGGCACACGGUGCCCUGCUUGCUUGUCUAUAAGAUAGUAACUGCUUUGUGUCGUGGUUGGCGUUCAAUAGUCUGGCUGUGGUGUCUGCGGGUGCCGUGCGGCCAGCCCCUCCUGAGAGGGUCGGCCACGCGGAUGCCGGCACUGGCAUGCUGA